This is a messenger RNA of Lutzomyia longipalpis, 1218 nucleotides long. RefSeq lists its product as uncharacterized. NCBI's taxonomy places the organism in Eukaryota, Metazoa, Arthropoda, Insecta, Diptera, Psychodidae. The record is from RefSeq and is a predicted model, not a curated record. Bases 1 to 1218 code for a protein of 405 amino acids. The transcript has 4 exons.
AUGAUCAGGAGGAGUUCUCUUCUUCCCUGCUCUGUGCUUAUUUUCCUGGUGCUUCUCUGUGUUGUUGUGCGUGAGUGCCACUGUGGAUUAGGAGCCUUUUGGGGUGGAUCAACCCCCAAGAAAAUUCCCUUUGGACCUGUUCAGCUCUCACCCCGUGAUGCGAGAUGGCUUUCGCUCUUCACUGUGGUUCAAAUUGGUCAAGGGCAGUGUUCAGCUCCAUCCGGUGAGGUUGGCAAUUGCUUCCCCGGGAAUGAGUGCCAACUCCGCGGUGGAAUCCCCGCGGGGCCCUGUGCUAAUGGCUACGGAAUGUGUUGUGUCUUUCUUGCCACGUGUGGGGGCAUUAUUCGUGAGAAUGGGACAUACUUUGUGAAUCCAAAUCAUCCAGACACGUACGAGGGAACAGGUAGCUGCCAACUGACCAUCUACAAGCUCCAUCCGGAUAUUUGUCAGAUUCGUUUGGAUUUUGAUCAUUUCUCCAUUGCGGGGCCCGAGACGCUGAACCACGUUUGCAAUUCAGAUCAAUUCCUCGUGUCCGGCGGGAGUCCUGCCCCGACGAUCUGUGGCACAGCUGUGGGGGAUCAUAUGUACAUUGAUGCAGGGAUGGGAGUGAGUAACCCCAUUAUUCUCACAGUCAUCACGAGUGGAGUUAAUUUUGCCAGGAAUUGGAGGAUUAGGGUUAGUCAAAUUCCCUGUGGGAGCAUCGCCAAGGCUGAUCAGGGAUGCCUUCAGUACUUCACGGGGGUGAAUGGGCGCGUGAGGAGCUUCAACUUUGACCUGACCAAUGGAAGGCAGCUCUCAAAUCAAGACUACAGCAUCUGCAUUCGAAGUGAGAGGAACUUCUGUGGCAUUCAAUAUUCCGCUUGUCCCGAUCCAGUCAACAAUCGCUCGCGCUCCUUCACUCUUUCGGGGAACUCAAAUCUCCUCGUACCCGCCAUGGUGGGCAGUGGAGCUCAGAAUGCCCCCAAUUCCUGCCCAAAUGAUUGGCUCAUGAUUGGUUGUGCGAGGGUGGCUGAUCGCCAGCCUGUCUCACCCACGUGCGAGGAUCGCAUCUGCGGAGGAACCUUCAAUGCUGAAGUCAAUUCCUUGGAGCGAACUGUCUCCUCCAACGUGCGUCCCUUCAGGCUAGCAUUCCACACAGACGCCGUGGAGGCGCCCAUGGAUCAGGACAAUCGUGGCUUCUGCCUUGAUUUUGUCCAGCAACCCUGUACCAAUGGAUGA